GCCACCUCACCCGCCGUGCCCAGCGAGGCAGCUGGCACAGCUGGACUUUGAGCUGCUUAUCAGGUGCUGGAGGCGCCGGGAGGGGAGCGGAGGUGCCGGAGGGGUGUGGAGAUGUCGCCUGCAAGGGCGUGAAGGGGCUACACCCAGCUGUGACCCCCCUGCCAGGGGCACCGCAUGGCUGCAGCCCCUAAACCCCUCAGGGGGACCCAGUGGGUGCUGCCCCGCUGGCUGCCAAGCCCUGGUACCUGUCGAGGUGUGGGGGUGCCCCCCCGGGGUGCAUGAAAGGCCCUUUUGUACCUCCUGCCGUGGGCAGGGCUGCGGCUCGCUGCCAGGGCUGUGGCACACGGUGGCACACGGUGCCUUCCUGCCCCCCUGGCCCCGCCGUCCCCGCCCUUUGCCCAGCCCCGCGUUAAUGAUCCACCCGCCCCAGCAGCCGCCGGCGUGGUGGCAGCGGCAGCAGAGCCGGGGGUCCUUGGCACGGGCGGCUCGGGGGGGCUGGCGGCUCCUGCCCUCCUCCCCAGCAGCGAUAAGAGCGGCUGCGGGCAGUGCCCAGCGGGCAGAGCGGCCGCACCAUGGGCACGCUGAACCUGCGCGCCCUGACCUCCUGGGUGGGCAUCGCCCGCCUCCUGGCCGUGCUGCUGUCCUGCCUCUCCUUCAGCCUGGUGGCCUCCACCGGGCACUUCGAGGAUCCCUACGGGACGUGGUGCAUGUUCACCUGGUGCUUCUGCUUCGCCGUGACGCUGCUGGUGCUGCUGCUGGAGCUGCUGGAGCUCUACCCGCUGCUGCCGCUCUCCUGGGAUGACUUCACCUCGGCUUUCUCCUUGCUGGCCGCUCUCAUGGUCUUCACCUCCUCGGUGGUCUUCCCCGCCACGUUCAUGAGCGGCCCCUGCAGCAGCAGCCAGUGUGCCCGGCAGGCCGUGGCCACCACCUCCUCCUGCCUCUGCUUCCUCGCCUACGCCCUCGAGGUGUCUCUGACCCGCGCCAAGCCCGGGGACAUCAGCAGCUUCCUCUCCACCGUGCCCGGGCUCCUCAAGGUCUUUGAAGCCUACGUGGCUUGCCUGAUCUUCUCCCUGCUGGAUACGGCUGAAUACAGAAGGGAAUCUGGCCUGAUGUGGUGCGUGGCUGUCUACUCCAUCUGCUUCAUCUUCACCCUCCUUAUCAUCAUCUUCACCAUCGGCCGCUGCCUCACCUACAUCCCCUGCCCGCUGGAGAAGGUGCUGGUGGGUUACAACGUGCUGGCCCUGCUGAUGUACCUCACUGCCAUGGUCCUGUGGCCCCUCUACAGCUUCCGGGGCCGGGGCCGCCCCAAUUCCUGCGGCAAGGACUGCUGGUGGAACAAGGACCUGGGGGUCACCUUCCUCACCAUCUUCAACCUCAUCGCCUACUUGGUGGACCUGGUCUAUUCCACCAGGAUGGUUUUCUUCAGGGUACCUCCCUAAGGGCUCGGGGCGGGGCUGGGGGCGGUGGGACGCGGCUGGUGCCGGCGGAGCUGAGGAAGAGGCCGGGUGCCUCGGAGAGCUCCUUGUGCCCGCGCUGGGGCAGAGAGCCGGGGGUGACCCAGGGGUGCGCUCAGCCCGGGGCCCCAAGGGCUGCACAGACAGGGGGGCUGGAGGGGCCACGAGGGGCUCCCAAAACCACGGAGCUUGAGGGGGCUUUGGGAUUAAAUUGAGUCAUUUUUCACUUGUU
This is a messenger RNA of Camarhynchus parvulus, 1686 nucleotides long. Its product is annotated as myeloid-associated differentiation marker homolog. Gene Ontology annotation, cellular component: membrane. The transcript has a single exon. The record is from RefSeq and is a predicted model, not a curated record. Lineage: Eukaryota; Metazoa; Chordata; Aves; Passeriformes; Thraupidae. The coding region runs from base 573 to 1439 and encodes 288 amino acids.